Messenger RNA from Manduca sexta (tobacco hornworm), 778 nucleotides. RefSeq lists its product as uncharacterized. Lineage: Eukaryota; Metazoa; Arthropoda; Insecta; Lepidoptera; Sphingidae. The coding region runs from base 48 to 512 and encodes 154 amino acids. The transcript has 7 exons. The record is from RefSeq and is a predicted model, not a curated record.
CUUUGGCUAUUAUAUUUACAUACAAAGAAAAUCAAUGUGAAUGGUUGAUGUUAGGAAGAUGGCUAGCCAUUGGACGCAUUUACAGGUUCUUUACUUUCUUUGGAGAUAUUAAGGAACAUAUGCGCACCUCUCGAAAAACCUUAUAUCUAUUGGAACACAUGUUGACAGUAAUACUCAUAUUGCACGCAUCCACUUGCCUUUGGUUUGCUCUUCAUCAGUCUAAAAGUAUACAAUUUAGUCUUCUGUUGGACGGAUCACCUGGAGAAGUAGCUUCUCGGAAGUUAAAGUUUAAUAGUUAUAAGUCGUGCUGGUAUUAUUGCGCUUGCCGCCUAUACAACGUUAUAUUUGGAGACGCUUUUCCGUUGUAUGACCUCGAGAAAUGGUUGACGUCAUUUCUCAUGUUGUUUGGUUUCGUCUUCAUGAGAUAUCGGUUCAUUGGAGCUAUUUCCUGGGAGUUGGUGUUGGAAAACAGUCGCAGAGCUCUUUUGUUGAUCGGUAUCAUCACAUGGUGAACUAUUUACGAUUUCGAGGAGUUCAGCCUUGCUUACUGGAUCAGGCAAAGAAGUACAAAGAGUUGUUGUGGGAGAUGAAGGAUGGUGUGCUAACGUCUAGACAGUUGCAAAAAUUGCCACAGCCUUUGCAAAUGGAGUUGAUCUUUGAUAUCAACGUUGGAUACUUCCAUAGUUCAUUGCUGUUUAGGGAUACGGAUGAAGCAUUCAUGAGACAAAUAUCUCUACUCAUGAAACAUGAGAUUUACCUCGCUGGACAGCAGAUCUGG